AUGGCGCAGUUGUCCAUGAUACUCGACCAUGCUCGCCAAUACUCGCCAGUCCCCAUAUCGACGCUCUUUUUCCUGGCGGUAACCAUAGGUUGCUUAUUUCGCUUGUAUUUCCUAGCCCUUCCCAAGCCCAUACCGGGGAUUCCCUACAGCAAGGACUCUGCUACGAAACUCUUCGGCGACGGCCAAGCGUACCUGAAGCACUUCAAAGAUGACGGAGGAACAUUCGCGACGUACUGCCAAUCGGUUGCCAAAUCGCUGGACGCGCCUCUCGUGCAAAUCUUCAUUCAGCCUUUCAAACAACCACUCCUGGUUCUUGCAGACUUUCGAGAAGCACAGGCGUUGAUGCGUCGCAAUGACUUUGACCGCUCCGAUGACAUGGCCGACAUGAUCUUGGGCCUGAUGCCUGAACACCACAUGGGCAUGAAGACAGACGCAGUGUGGAAAGGCCAGCGUCUUCUUAUCAGGGACCUUAUGCUUCCCUCAUGGCUGCACAGCGUCGCCGCUCCCGAGCUAUAUCAACAUGCCCUCUCGCUGGUUGAGUUGUGGAGCGGCAAAGCCCGGCUGGCUGACGGAAGGGCCUUUGAGGCUUCAGAAGAUCUACGUCGCGUGGCAAUGGAUGCUGUCAUGUCUUUCUGCUUCGGGCAAAGAUUCCAGGACACGGCUACCGGUCCGGCUAUCGAAGCGGUGCGGAGCAGAGACAUGAACGUGGACAGGCCGAAUGAUGCAGGACGACCCGUCAUAUUCCCCCACACACCACUCAGCCCCGUGCUCAAUGCACUCGACACACUAUUCGCGUCGAUCGCCGAGAUCCGAGGGAGUCCCAAGCCGAGCUGGACCUGGGCGUACAUCUUGAAGAAGCCGCGAUACGCCCGUGCACUCAAUGUGAGGGACGCAUACAUCUCGGCGGAGCUCAAGUACGCAGUCGAGCAGCUGAGGGAGAGCAAAAGCGAAGACAAGGGAAAGUCAGCGGUCCAUCACAUGGUCCUGCGCGAGAAGAGCCUCGCCGAGAAGGAGGGGCGGGAGCCUCGGUACCUAUCCAAAGUCAUGAUGGACGAAGUUUGCGGCUUCGUAUUCGCCGGAAUGGAUACAACAAGCACGGUCAUGUCGUGGGGUGCUAAGCUCUUGACUGACAACCCUCGGGUGAUAACGUGUCUACGGACAGCGUUGCAAGCAUCUUUCGCAGCAGCGCUCGCUGACGAUCGAAACCCGACGGUGGAAGAAAUCGUCGGGACACAUGUGCCGUAUCUCGAAGCCACACUCGAAGAAAUGCACCGAUGCGGCGGUACGACGCCAAUUGUUGAUCGCCAAGCCGCCGUCGACACAGAGCUUCUCGGUCAUCACAUACCCAAAAAGACAAACGUUGCAUGUUUGACCAUGGGUCCGAGCAUGAUGGAGCCCGCGUUCGACAUUGACGAGUCCCUCCGGCACGAGUCCAUCCGUGGCAAACAGGCAGAAAAGGUGAAGCAGUGGGAACCGGAGGAUAUGACUUCCUUCCGACCCGAACGCUGGAUCAAGGACAACAGGUUCGACCCCGGAGCCGGGCCGCAGCUGGCCUUUGGUCUGGGUCUCCGGGCGUGCUUUGGAAAGAGACUGGCGUACCUCAACAUGAGGAUACUGUUCACGCUGCUCGUGUGGAAUUUUGAUCUGCUGCCCUGCCCUGAGAGUUUGUCGGAUUAUAGCUCCAAGUUGGUCGCGACAAACAGGCCAAACAAGUGCUACGUCUGCUUACAGAAGAUCGGCUCCCGUGGUUGA
Molecule: messenger RNA, 1752 nt
Organism: Colletotrichum graminicola M1.001
Lineage: Eukaryota; Fungi; Ascomycota; Sordariomycetes; Glomerellales; Glomerellaceae
Product: cytochrome P450 monooxygenase
Exons: 2
Coding region: 1-1752 (583 amino acids)
Molecular function (GO): oxidoreductase activity, acting on paired donors, with incorporation or reduction of molecular oxygen; heme binding; monooxygenase activity
Source: RefSeq, a predicted model, not a curated record